AUGGUUUUGAAAUUAGCAGCGAUUGUCGCUUAUUUUUCAUUGAAUCUUUUAUUCUCUCAAGUUAAAACAGAUACAUGCGACACUUACAUUCAUUCACAAUAUGGUAAAGGACACUGUGUUGAUCAGAUUCAAUGCCCUAAUUCACUGUUUGUAUCGGGUCUAUGUGAGUCGCAUCCACCGAAUAUUGAAUGUUGCUUUCCGAGAAAUAGCACUGCCAACGAAGAGUUUCGUGCUGUUUGGAUUGCUACUGUCGAAAAUAUUGAUUGGCCAUCAUCUAACAUAGCUUCAACUAUUGAACAGCAAACUGAGUUGAUUCAUAUUCUACAUACAGUUCAACUUCUCAAUAUGAAUGCAGUCGUUUUUCAAGUUCGCACUUCUGGUGAUGCUUUCUAUUCAUCAACGUUAGAACCAUGGAGUUAUUAUCUCACGGCUGCACAAGGUGUUGCUCCAUCACCAUUUUGGGAUCCAUUAGCAUUCAUCAUCGAUGAAGCACAUAAACGAAAUAUUGAAGUACAUGCAUGGCUCAAUCCAUAUCGUGCUCGUACAACAGGUGCCACCUAUGAAUUGGCACCGAGUAAUAUGGCUAAAAGAUUUCCGGAAUAUGCUUAUCCAUACGCAAAAAAUAUAUGGAUGGAUCCUGGUGCGGCUGUAGUACAAGAAUUUAUUGUCAACGUUACGGAAGAUAUUGUUACUCGAUAUGCUGUUGAUGGUAUUCAUAUGGACGAUUAUUUCUAUCCAUAUAGUGAUGGCACUGAAUUUCCCGAUGCGGCUACCUAUGCUGCCUAUCAAGAACAGGGCGGCCAUUUAAAUAAAAGUGACUGGCGUCGUUCUAAUGUCAAUACUCUCAUUCAAUCGAUGUAUAUACGAAUGCAUGCUGUUCGACCGAAGGUUAAAUUUGGUAUUUCACCAUUCGGAAUAUGGAAAAGUGGUGUACCAGCUGGCAUAUCUGGUCUAUCAUCCUAUGAUGAGUUAUAUUGUGAUAGUCGAAUGUGGUUAGAAGAGGGUUUAAUUGACUAUAUGACGCCACAACUUUAUUGGCAAAUUGACCCACCAGCACAAUCCUAUCCUGUUUUACUCAACUGGUGGGUAGAACAAUCAGCGAAAGGUCGUCAUGUGUAUCCUGGUAAUGCUCUCUAUCGAGUAUCACCUAGUGUUUCUGAUUGGCCAUUGAAUGAAAUGAUUCGUCAAAUCAGUAUAACUCGGUCAAUGCGAGAUCAUCUAGCACUUGGCAAUGUCUUUUUUUCAUUGAGUGAAAUUAUGAAUAAUGUUAAAGGCAUUCAAAAUGCAUUGGCUAUACUAUAUCAAGAAAAAGCUAUUGUUCCUAAAAUGGAUUGGCUUUAA
Messenger RNA from Rotaria socialis, 1341 nucleotides. The record is from the annotation of a GenBank genome assembly. Lineage: Eukaryota; Metazoa; Rotifera; Eurotatoria; Philodinida; Philodinidae.